Molecule: messenger RNA, 1150 nt
Organism: Aphanomyces astaci
Lineage: Eukaryota; Oomycota; Saprolegniomycetes; Saprolegniales; Verrucalvaceae
Exons: 1
Coding region: 16-1065 (349 amino acids)
Molecular function (GO): protein binding
Source: RefSeq, a predicted model, not a curated record
GCGGCACGGAGAAAGAUGGCCGAUGCCGCGACCGUCGUCACGACAACCCUGUCAUCGUUGAUGGCACAGGUCCAACAGCAUCUUGGACUGUCGAGCGCAUUUCGAUGCCGGGUGAAGUGGGCGCAUGCCGAAGCGUUGGGUGCCACGACCAAAGCAUAUCUGUCGCUCGGCGCGUACGGCAUGGUCGUGCUCGACAUUACAACGCCCGAGCACCCGCACGUCGUCGCAGAGUUCCUGGAAGGGCAAGUAACUCUAAAACACUUUACGAUCGAGAGACACAUCGUGUAUACCGCGUGCGGGAAGUCUGGGCUGCGAAUAUUCACCAACAUCGACGCCGCCAUCGACGAAAUCGGCGCCCUCGUCCACCCGCGCUGCGGAGCCAAGAGUGUCGCCGUGCAAGGGGACAUUGCAUUGGUCACGUUCGGUCGAUCAGGCGUGCGGGUGCUCGACGUGGCCAACCCGAGCAGCCCCGUGGAACUCGGCGGGUUCAAGGCCGACUCGCUCCACGACCCGCGCUUCGUGCUGCUGCGCGACGGCUGGGGCUACGUGAGCUUUGGCCCCGGCGGCGUUCGGAUUCUAGACGUCACCAACGCAUCUCUACCUUGCGAGAUCAGCUCGUACACCCACGGAACCUUCGACGCCCGGCACAUGGCCUUGCACGGGUCGUUCCUAUUUGUAGCGUUCAGCUACGGCGGCCUCAAGGUGCUGGACGUGAGCAAUCCAUUCAGCCCCGUCGAAGUCGGGUCGCACUCGUUCCCGUCGUCGGCCGCGGCCAACUGCGUGCACGUGCAAGGCCAGCACGUGUACGUGGCGUUGGGGCCAGGCGGCCUCUGCGUGCUUCGCUUUCGGCCGCUCGAAGGAUUCGAAUGGCUGGGGGCGUAUGCGCAGGAAGGCACAGACAUUACGAGUGUGCACGUGACCAGUGAUUGGCUGGCACUUGUGUGUACGCGCCAGGGCAGUUUGAACAUCUUGGACGUCCGCCGACCUGACCACAUCACGGUCGUGAGCACGUUCACGCCAGACAUCCGGCGGUUGGUUUGUCAGCGGUCGUGCACCACCAUGUAAUGUGACAAGCAAGUAGAGAUAGUAUGGCAACAUUAUGAUAUAUAUCGGCAUAAUUUUGAUCAUCUUGACGUCGGCCCAAUUGCAC